AGUUUUACAUUCGAAUUAGGGUCGCUGCACUCUGAAUGUGAUAAUAGCGAGUGCACAGCUUCGCGACCGUCGCCACGCAUCGCACGGUGGUUCAAGGUGGUUACGAGAGCGUGGCGGCAGACUACAAAGUUCUUUUCUAUUAGCACCCGAAAUAGAGUGGUAAACAUUUACAUUCACAGCUUGCUCGGUUCUUCGUACUGUCCCAGAUGAGCUCUUGUCCAGAUAAGCAAAGAUAAUGCAGAACCGUUUCUGUCAGCUCAAAGAUUUUGUUGUUGACAAACAAAGUGCGCUUACUCUCCGACUUGAUAAAGACCCCGGCGCUUCCUCGUAGCUAUAUGCAACCCAAAGCCAACCCGCUGGCUCUUAUCACGAAGCGCCGUUCGCCGUUCGCUUUAAUUGAACCAAUAAAAUAAUACAAUGCGCUAUUUAAGACACGUUCGGCUAUGUGGACUACGAUGAAUUUUGAAAGCCGACGGGCCGUCAACUGUCAACUUGGGGGCCCUCUCUCAGGCAGACGUUCAGUUCAGCUCGGUGCAGCAUCGAGAACAGUCGCAGCAGCCUGAAUAUUGAUUAGUUAGUACGAUGCCAGUGCCGAAUACCGUAGCAGCCGCCACCGUUCCAGCAUCCAGCUCCAAUUACCUGUCCACACUGGAUCUGACCAAAAACGAGUCUGGCGACCAGAAGGACGCCACGAGUGGCGGGGCCAGCAGUGGCUCGAAAGUGUUACGGUUCAUUUGGCACUCCCUGUACAGCCAGUACAACUUCUUCUGCACAAGGUCCAAGACGCUUAAGCAGCUGGUCUGCCGUGAGGCCAAUAAGCCCUUGCCCAAAAAGUUUCGGCACACAAUGCGGCUGAACAAGUCGGCGAAGCGAAAGGGCUACGAGUUCUAUAUUAGCGACGAGGACAGGAGUAUACCCUCAGGCAUUCCGAAUUGUCCGCGCGGAUUGGAGUACCUUACGAGUAUAGACCAGCUUUUAGUUAAACAGAAGGUGGAGCUGCUUGAGGCUUUCAUUGGCUUCGAGACCAAUAACAAGUUCUCAAUCAAAAACGCACUCGGCCAGAAGGUCUACUACGCGGUGGAGGACAAUGACUGCUGCACACGCAACAUGUGUGGUCCUGCACGGCCCUUCGAUAUGAAAAUUUUCGACAAUUUCCAGCAAGAGGUCAUUCACCUGAAUCGUCCAUUGGCCUGCUCAGCUUGCUGCUUUCCCUGCUGCCUACAGACAAUGGAGGUCUCCGCACCGCCUGGUAAUGUUAUUGGAUCUAUAGAGCAGGAGUGGUCCAUUUGCUCUCCGUCGUUCCGCAUUUUAAAUCACCUUGGCGAUACGGUGCUUCGCAUUGAGGGUCCAUUCUGCACGUUCUCGCUCUGCGGCGACGUCGAGUUCAAUAUUGUCUCGCUAACUGGAGCGAAGGUGGGAAAAAUAUCAAAGCAGUGGUCAGGUCUGGCACGCGAAGUCUUUACGGACGCCGACUUCUUUGGCAUCACUUUCCCACUGGAUUUGGAUGUACGCAUGAAAGCCGUGCUGCUAGGCGCCACGUUCCUCAUUGAUGCCAUGUUCUUUGAGAAGUCUGGCAACCGCGAGGGAGAUACUCCAGGAAUGUUCUAGCUGUUUGUAAAUUUUUGUACGAUAGACGUGACCCCAAUGUAGUGUGAAAUUGACUAUCGAAGCCCUGUGAACUAUCGCAUACUAGUCCGCUAUGGCCAAAGCAAACGCAUUUUUCAGUCGCCCAAAUCAUAUUGAAUUGAUUUCAACAAGUUUCGCUACAAGCGAUUUAAAAGUUCUUAAAUUUUUUCGUUAUACUCAGGAUACAUUUUGAAUGUAAUUAUCUCUGUUCUGUCUUUAUUAGAUCACACUGUUAUUGGGUUGUGUAUUAUGAUAUUUAUAUAUAAUAAUUAUUAUUUUUAUAUAAACAAAAAAAUAUACAUAUAUAUGUAUAUGUAUAUAAUAAAUCGAAAAAAGAGAAUAAAUAUAUGGAGAGAAAAGCUGAAGAGAAUAAGUAAAUAAUUUUGUGUAUUUCACGAAGAAUCGCCGUCUUAAUAUUCAUUUAAUAAUGAAUAAUAAAUAAUAAAUAUAUUUAUAUGAAAGGAAAAUCACAAAAUCAAAUACAAAUCUAGACAGGGUGUAAAAUGUACUUUAACUAUUUAUGUGUCUUCAUAUAUUUAAUAUAAAUACAAAUUAUAUAUGUAUAUAUUAAGUGCAUAAAAUGUAUAUUUAUAUCAAUAUUGCAGAGUAUUUAAAGUGAACACCUUGAAUAUAUUAAUCUGCUCUGAUAAGGUACCUAUCUUUGAUUGUUAUAUGAAGUUAGCAAAUAUAUAUAUAUAUUGUGUUUACGUGCACAUCGAAGUCGAUACCUGCACAUUUAAUAUUUAUUUAAAUGAAUUUAAAAUCAGCUUUAAAAUAAAAGAUUCGAAUAGUACGAUUUGCUUAAAUAAACCAACUUACGUAUAUUUUA
This is a messenger RNA of Drosophila mojavensis, 2455 nucleotides long. RefSeq names its product phospholipid scramblase 2 (gene scramb1). The transcript has 4 exons. Gene Ontology annotation, molecular function: phospholipid scramblase activity. Bases 583 to 1608 code for a protein of 341 amino acids. The record is from RefSeq and is a predicted model, not a curated record. Gene Ontology annotation, biological process: plasma membrane phospholipid scrambling. Gene Ontology annotation, cellular component: plasma membrane. Lineage: Eukaryota; Metazoa; Arthropoda; Insecta; Diptera; Drosophilidae.